Chelonoidis abingdonii (Abingdon island giant tortoise) is the source of this 5371-nucleotide messenger RNA. NCBI's taxonomy places the organism in Eukaryota, Metazoa, Chordata, Testudines, Testudinidae. The record is from RefSeq and is a predicted model, not a curated record.
UAAUCCAGGAAUGUUACUGAUGAAAUGACAUUGCAGGAGGUUAUUGCUGCACUGCAUUUUUUGGAUGAAAGCCAAACAGUUACUUUCUGUAGAGUGGGUAAAACCCCCUAAUUGUUUAUUUACAUGUGUAGAUCACUGCGUUACUGUGUUAGUCACUGUCUCUAUGCAGCGAUGACAAGGCUGGAAGAAGCAAAUGGAGAAGUGAACAUGCAUUCAUCAGUCCGAUACCUUGGCUAUCUAGCCAGGAUCAACAUAUUGGUUGCUAUCUGUCUGGGCCUUUAUGUCAGGUGGGAGAAGUCUGCAGAUGCACUAAUACUGGUAAUAUUUAUUCUGGGACUUUUUGUUCUUGGAAUUGCCAGCAUACUUUAUUACUAUUUUUCAAUGGAAGCAGCAAGUUUGAGUCUCUCCAAUCUUUGGUUUGGAUUCUUGCUUGGCCUCCUCUGUUUUCUUGAUAAUUCCUCUUUUAAAAGUGAUGUGAAAGAAGAAACAACCAAAUACUUGCUCCUUACCUCCAUAGUUAUAAGGAUAUUGUGUGCUUUGGUGGAGAGGAUUUGCGGCUGUGUCCAUCACCGACCAACUCUGCUGACAACAGUUGAAUUUCUGGAGCUGGUUGGAUUUGCAAUUGCCAGCACAACUAUGCUGGUUGAAAAAUCCAUGAGUAUCAUCUUGUUGGUUGUGGCUUUGGCCAUGCUUAUUAUUGACUUGCGGAUGAAGUCUUUCUUGGCCAUUCCAAAUUUGGCAAUUUUUGGAGCUCUGGCAUCUUUAUUGUUUUUUACUUCCCUGACCAUUCCCACAAACCCAUUUGCCUUGGCCUGUUUCUUUAGUUGCCUGAUUUCAGACCCUCUUCUUGAUGUCUACUUCAGCGGACUUUCAGUUACUGAACGAUGGAAGCCCUACUUGUACCGUGGUAGAAUUUGCAGAAGGCUUUCAGUCAUCUCUGUUGGAGUAAUUGAAUUUAUCUUUUUCAUUCUAGCAGCAUUUAAAUUAGGUGACUUGGGUCUCUGGUACUUCGUUAUACCUGGGUUUUCCAUUUUUGGAAUUUUCUGGAUGAUCUGCCACAUUAUUUUUCUUAUAACUCUUUGGGGGUUUCAUACAAAAUUAAAUGACUGUCACAAAGUCUAUUAUACCCACAGGGCAGAGAAUAACAGCCUUGACCGAGUCAUGGCUUCUAAAGGAAUGCGUCAUUUUUGUUUAAUUUCAGAGCAACUAGUAUUUUUCAGUCUCCUUGCAACUGCAGUUUUGGGUGCCGUAAGUUGGCAGCCAAAGAAUGGGAUCUUCAUGAGUGUGUUUCUGAUUGUUUUACCUCUGGAGUCAAUGGCUCAUGGGCUUUUCCAUGAACUGGGGAACUGCUUGGGAGGAACAUGUGUUGGAUAUGCUGUUGUGAUUCCCACCAGCUUCUGCAGUCCUGAUGGUCAACCCACGCUUCUUCCACCUGAGCACGUGCAAGAGUUAAAUUUGAGGUCUACAGGCAUGCUCAAUACUAUCCAGAGGUUUUUUGCAUAUCACAUGAUUGAAACAUAUGGCUGUGACUAUUCUACAAGUGGACUUUCUUUUGAUACACUUCAUUCUAAGCUGAAAUCUUUUCUUGAACUUCGGACUGCAGACGGACCCAGACAUGAUACCUAUGUUUUAUAUUAUAGUGGUCACUCCCAUCGCACUGGUGAAUGGGCACUAGCAGGUGGCGAUGCAUUACGGCUUGACACGCUUUUGGAAUGGUGGAGAGAGAAGAAUGGGUCUUUUUGUUCACGACUUAUUAUUGUGUUAGACUGUGAGAACUCCCAGUCUUGGGUUAAAGAAGUAAGAAAAGUAAAUGAUCUAUAUAUUGCAGUACAAGGAGCAGAAUUUGCCAGAGUGGUAGACAUUGAGGAAGCAGACCCUCCGCAACUUGGUGACUUUACCAGAGAAUGGGUCGAAUACAAUUGUAACCCUGACAGUAGCAUCAGCUGGUCUGAAAAGGGCCGUGCGGUGAAAGCAAUGUACGGUGUGUCAAAACGCUGGAGUGACUAUACUCUACAUUUGCCAACAGGAAGUGAUAUUGCCAAACACUGGAUGAUGUACUUCCCUCGUGUUACCUAUCCAUUGGUGCAUUUGGCAAACUGGUUUUGUGGUCUCAAUCUGUUCUGGGUCUGUAAGGCUUUUUUUAGAUGCUUGAAAAGAUUAAAAAUGAAUUGGUUUCUUCCCACAGUGCUGGACACAGGACAAGGCUUCAAACUUGUCAAAUCAUAAUUAAAAACCAAAGAGGAGUAAAAGUGGGAGCUCUGGGAACUUUUCAACUCUCAAAUUUGAUUGACUUGCAAUUUUUUAUACGUAACAGUUUUUUCUCUGUUGAAGAAAUCUUGCUACUUCAGUAGCUAUACUCACUGUGUUCAUCUUUUUGAGCAAUUACAGUAUAUGCAAGCGUUGGAAGCUUCAUUCUAAAAUGAGGAGGCUAAGACUAUACUAUUUGAAUUUUGUUACUGAGCUGUAUAUAAACAUGUAAAAGAUUUAUUAAAUAUGACCAUGCACUUUGGAGACAGUUUGCAUGUUCAUAUGUGCUAAACAGAAAGCUGCCAACAAAUUACAGGCUUUAAUAAGCUAUGGCUCAUAUGAUGAUACAUGGCAAUUAUAUCCCUCUCAAACAUCAAAUACAGGAAAGGAAACAAGCCAGUGUUCAGAUCACUUUAUUAUGCCCUCACACUUCUGUGAUGGGUUUCAGAGUAUUAUAGAGCACAGAGUCAAAAAAAAUAAAAAGCUCAAGAAGCACUGUAAGUAUCUGCAAGGAUAUUUAGAUUCAGUUACAUUAGCAUUCUCAGUACUGCCUGAGGCUCCCAUUGAUAACAGUAGGAGUUGCCCACACAGAGGGAGUGAAUGAAAUGGGUCUUUGUUAGAACACUGUGUGGUUCCAACCAUGUGCUUGUUGACAGCCAAGAGAGAGGUUUUCAAAUGUGAUUUUUAAAACGUUGCAUAUUUUUUCAAAAUAAAUUCAGUGUCUCAGGUGAUAUUUUCUUUUUUAAAAGAGUUAAUAGAUAUAAGGCAUAUUUAAAUGUGCUAACAAGUUGGGGUGGGGAGCGGCUGUCCCAUCAGAUCUGGACUUCCAUCAGUUUGGCUUUUGAAUUAUUUCCUCUGCAGAAAAACUCAAAAUAAAGGAAGCUACUUAGAAAGAAAUUAUGCAAAGUUUACAAAAUGGGAAGUUCAGAAGUAACCUUGCCCCCAGGUUUCUUAUCUGAAAUCUCUGCUGUGCCUAGAGCCCAGGCCUUUGGAGUGCCGAGUAUAGGAUUGGAUCCAGGGGGAUGAUUCUCUUUUUUUAAACUGAAACCAGACAAUUUGACAGGGAGAGUUGGGUUUUCCCUUUCUUGGGGAAAUGAGUCUUCUCAACCCUGAGUAUCCCUCUUUUUGGGGGACCUGUCAGCAUUGCUCCUCCAGUCAAAGAUGUUUGUCAGUUAAUAUGAGGUAACACUUGCAGAACUCCGGCACCACAGUACUCUUAGCCCUUGUUCACCUGAAGUGAUUUGUAGGCUGCUGGGUGGAUCCACUUAAUGUUUUUUCAGAGAGAGAAAGUGUGUGUGUGUGUGUGUGUGUGUGAGAAUAAUUUAUAAGAUUUGGGAUUUACAUCAUUUGUUCACCAGCAUUUUAGUAAAAAUGCAAGUCACUUUAUAAAUAAAACAUUAGCUGAAGAAGUUGCCUGAAAUGUAGCUGUCGUUUAAACAUCUGAAAAAGAAUGUUGUGCACUCUGUAACUCUUUGACUUCUGAGGGUUCGUAGCCUGCUGGGUUUUUUAACUUAAUGGUCAACUCAUUUAGAUAAUUUGCCAAUCCUGGUACAUAUUAAUUUGUAAACCCUACAAGAGAGGAAAUAUUCUAGUAGUAAUUACUGGGCAUGCCAGCAAUCCCAGUAACUCAUUGUUCCUUCAAACUGUCAGUUCCAACGUGUUAAAUUCACUGGCAAGUUAGGGCAUCUUCCCUAAAUUUCCUGUAUUCUCCUGUGUUGUGCAAGUUAGAUUAGCAAGAAAAACCCCAUUCCCUCCCUGCCACAAAAAGGGAUGGAGAGCUAAGGUGGGUGAGGGACAUAUCAAAUCAAAUAAACUGUCAAGUUUCAUUCCAUUCAACUAUUUGAAAAUAACUACUGAACUAAUGGUAACUAAGAAAUUCCAAAGAGAAAGCAAUAGAGGAAGAGAGAACACUGUGUUCCAAAAAGGGAAACACUAUCUUAAUCUUACAGGGCUGGUCUACAAAAGUAGUUUUCAGCUAUUUCUGAGUGACAAACAUUGGGUCUGGAUGGGAGGGAUCUUCAAACAGUUAUUUGUCUUGGUAAAAUGAUCGUUAUUUUGGCUGGAGUUUUGGUAACAAUUAAUUUAGUUGCAAUAAUACACUGUUCCAUCUAGAUGGCUCAUAGUACCCAGACAAAUCUGGAUGUAGUGUAAUGUAAAUGUGUAAUGACAGAUUUAACUAAUUAACUAUGUCUCUUUAAAACCCCAUUAUUAAGACAUAGUAGUUACAACACAAACUUUUACAAGUCAAGAAAUUAGAACAUUGUAAUUCAAAAAAACAUAAAAAUGAAUCUGGAAAUACAGUUGAUUUCAUCACCAGCCUUAACUCUUCCUCUUGCUUAUUCACUAUGGACUGGUGGACGAUCCUUUACUUUGUAGUUGCAACUGGAGAAAUCUUGUGUUGAUAUGAACUACAUCAGUAUAUUCUGCUGUUGUACAAUGUUAUAACUGGCUUUCAUCUUUGUAGCCAGUAUUGGUUACAGAGGGAACUCAUCAUUGGAGAGUAUAUUAGAGGUUUGUGGCCUAUACGUUGUGAGAAGAUAUAGAAAUGUUGAUAUUGUGCCUGCAUAGGAAAGUGUGAGAUCUCUGACCUAUGCUGGAAGCGUGAAUCGCCUAGUGUGGGGAAGCCAGUCCAUAGUGCAAUGAUCGGCAGGGACAGAGGGCAAUAUGUCAAAUAAUGUCUGCUGUGGCAUGUACCUGGAAGGCAAGGAAGGGGCAGAUCCUGUAGCCUCUAGUGGAUGGGUUUACAGUUUAUAUACUGGCUUGCUGUGUUAUCUCUAGGAUAGUGGAAAUGGUCUUUAGCCUGUAGUUGAAAGACGGAUGGGGGAUAUUGCUAUUGAUUAAGAAGGCAGAGGUAAAGUUGGUGUUUGGAAACUUAACUGAGUAUCUCUAUAUUUUCCCAUGUGUGUGUUUUAACUACAACAUUCUAAUUUCCUGAGUUUCAAAUACUUGUGUUUUAACCAGAACUCAAAAGUCCCUCACUUUCAGACUUUUAAGAAUAACAAUGGUAUUCUAAUAAUACUAUUUUAAAUGUAAAGAUGUGUUUAUAGCCAUACUAACUGGGCUUUUUGUCUGGAAUCUUCCUUUCCCAUUGUCCAAAAGAACAUGCUGUCCAUCUGUUUUUAAU